GAGACCAGUGGAAUAUAUAUGUGCAGAGGAAGUGACUUUUCCCGGUGCAGACCUGCUAGCGUUGCAUUAUCAUGUGACUGCCGUGUGUCAGAGAUUUUUACCGGUAUGUUUUUUUUUUUAACCAGCCCUGUUGGCGCGGUGCUAGCAUUAGCGUUAAACUCUCUGUGUCUUUCUUUGUAAAUAUCUCGUGUUUCAAUGUGGGCACUUGCGACUUUUACGCAAUUUAGUACAAAAAAAAAUGACAUGCUACUAUUGAAGAAAAAAUGUAGUACUGUAAUUUCCGGCCUAUUUUUUCACACGCUUUCAACCCUGCCGGUUUAUGUGGGGAUGCGGCUAAUUUGUGAAUUUUUUUCUAAUGGCUGUAAGGGGGCACUCAAGCAGAAAAGGUAACAGUGAGACCAAUGAAAUAUAUAUGUGCCGAGGAAGUAACUUAUCGGUGAGGACAUGUUAGCGCUGCACUAGUGUGUGACUGCCGUUAUACCUGCCGUGCAUUUUUACUGGUAUGUUUUUUUUUUUUUUUUUUCAACCAGUCCUGUUACCGCGAUGCUAGCGUUAGUGCGGUGCUAGCAUUAGCGCGGUCUUAGCAUUAAUGUUAGUGUGGCGGCGCCAGCGUUAAGCUCUCUGUGUACAGUCUUUCUUUGUAAAUAUGUUUCCAUGUGGGCACUUGCGGCUUUUACACGGCUGUUGCGUAUGUCUGUACCAAAUGGUAUUUCCUUUAAAAAUGUACUGGGUGAUGCUUAUAACCAGGUGCACUCUGUAGGCCGGGAAUUACGGUAUGUGUACAGGUAAAGAGUUUUGCUUUUAUCUCCAUUUUAUUCCAUUUUAAAGCCCCGUCCUCUUCUGUAGUUCUUAAAUUCUUAUUUCACCAAUUGCCAACCGAGGCCCUCAACGGGAAACUAAUCCCCACUUUCUAGAAGAUUGGGCUUGCAUCUCGCGCUAAAGCAUAAGGGUGUUACAAGUCUGCAAAACAAUCACGAAUCAGGGAGAAGUUGAAACAUUUGCAUUAACGUGGUGUGUUUUUUUUUUUUCCUCCCACAUCGUGAGUCCUUGGGAGUGCAGGAGGCGAGCGGCUGCAGUGUGAACUUGUAAACACCACGCGAACUCCGCCGGUGCCGUCGACAUUAUGAGGCUCGGCGUCCUCUCUAUCGGCUCGAGUGCCGGGAGCCCGGGAAGCUCGUAUUAAAUCAUCGCGGGCCUUCCUGGCUACAAAUGUUAUCUUGCGUGUUCAAUGAGGUAUUCGUGCGGUGCCGGUCCGGUGGCAAAGAUGGCCGAGCGUUUGUCGUCAUCUCUCAGUUAAAUAGCACUUUGCGUCCUUUAUCAGGUGGCUUGUAAUAACACGUUUUGCCAGCACGUUUCAGGCGCGUCCAAACCGAUUAAUAAGCUCAAAUUGGAAAUUUAAUUGCACACAUUUUUCCACGCCUCGGUCAGGGAGCCACGGCGCCACUAAUCUAUUAUCACAUAUUGGUCCUCUCAGUCCCAUUUGAGGGUAACUGCGAUAAUGCCGUUGAUGUUUCCGUAGAAAGCGAGUGCAGGGGGGACAAUUAGGAGGCUGCGGUUUGUGGUUUUUCGCCAUAAUUUCUGGCAUUGUUUCCAUGGAUAUGUUAAUGUUUUGCACUUUUUUUCCCCCCCGCCAAUAAAGGCACGCAAAAUGACAGGUGGCGCACCGCUGUGCCGCAUGAGAGAUCUAUGUGAUGCUACAGGAGAUGAUUCAUUUUCACUUAAUUUGACCGAACAUGACUAUUUAUUAAUUGCAAAUAUAGCUUUCUUUUUCCUUCUAUGCUAGCGACAUGUAGUGACAGCAGGGGCGUAGCUGGUCAUUCAGAAAUUGGGGGCGGGGCGCCUCCAAAGCCACAUGCAACUAAAUGCAUUUCCUCAAGUACAUUCAUUUUGUUCAAUGUUGACAAAAGACUUUUUGGGCUCAGCGGCUGGGCGGGGGCUUGUCACUUGGGAGCUCGAGCAACUGCCUGUUUGCCUAACGGUUCCACUGUACAGAUGCUGAAAGAGAAAGAAGAAAGACCAUUGGCCCCAAGAUGGUGCCCUGAGAGACCCCAUUGUUGAGAUUCUGGACAGAGAUGCCCUUUUUGUGAUGCGGUCAGAUGUGAGGAAACCGGAGUGCCCGGAGAAAACCCACACGGGGCACGGGGAGAACAAACCAGUCGCCAGCCAACCUUUUGAGAAAAAAAAGUCAUUCCGGGCUGUUUGCUCAGCAGCAGUCAUUUUGGGUGACUUCUCUGCUUCACGAGACCUUGAGAGGGAGCCGGCAUCCCGCUAGAAUCACUGGUUUAUUCGGUGUUCUGUAACUGACGGGCAUCCAGUCCCCCGCCUCUCGCCCGCAGUCAUCUGGGGUAGCCUCCAGGUUGGUGUAAGCUUGCAGUCGUCUCGUCUCACGUGGCAACAUGAAGUCUGUGCUGGACGCCGUUGCCGACACCACCUUCCGGACUAUCACCUCCGGUUUACAGUAUCUGGGCUCCAACGACGCCAACUACGACGAGGCCGUCAGCGAUGUGGACUUCAAGGGGGUCUUCUCCCUUCAGAAGCCGCUGUCCUCCUUUCGCAGUAACGCCUUCCCCGACAAGAUCCCCCCGGACGAGGAGCUGAUCCUGAGGGGCUUCUACCCCACCAACGCCACAGAGCUCUUGUCCAACCGGAGCACGUUCCGGGACGAGGGCAGCAAUAUACAAUGCGGGGAGAACUUCAUGGACAUGGAGUGCUUCAUGAUUCUGACCCCCAGCCAACAGCUGGCCGUGGCCGUCAUGUCGCUGACGCUCGGGACCUUCACGGUCCUGGAGAACCUAGUGGUCCUCUGCGUGAUCCUGCAGUCACGCACCCUCCGCUGCAGGCCGUCCUACCACUUCAUCGGCAGCCUGGCCGUGGCCGACCUGUUGGGCAGCGUCAUCUUCGUCUACAGCUUCUUGGACUUCCACGUAUUCCACCGGAAGGACAGCCCCAACGUGUUCCUCUUCAAGCUGGGCGGAGUGACGGCGUCGUUCACCGCCUCCGUGGGCAGCCUCUUCCUCACCGCCAUCGACCGCUACAUCUCCAUCCACCGGCCUUUGGCCUACAGGCGCAUCGUGACCCGGACCAAGGCGGUCAUCGCCUUCUGCAUGAUGUGGACCAUCUCCAUUGUCAUCGCCGUGCUACCUCUGCUGGGCUGGAACUGCAAACGGCUCAAGUCGGUGUGCUCCGACAUAUUCCCCCUAAUCGACGAGAACUACCUGCUCUUCUGGAUCGGGGUGACCAGCGUGCUGGUUCUUUUCAUCAUCUACGCCUACAUCUACAUCCUGUGGAAAGCGCACCACCACGCGGUGCGCAUGCUGAGCCGCACCUCGCAGAAGAGCCUGGUGGUGUACUCGGCGGACGGGACCAAGGUGCAGACCACGCGCCCCGAGCAGGCCCGCAUGGACAUCCGCCUGGCCAAGACCCUAGUGCUCAUCCUGGCGGUGCUGGUUAUCUGCUGGGGUCCCGUGCUCGCCAUCAUGGUCUACGACCUCUUCUGGAGGAUGGACGACGACAUCAAGACGGUGUUCGCGUUCUGCAGCAUGCUCUGCCUGCUCAACUCCACCGUUAACCCCAUCAUCUACGCCCUGAGGAGCAAGGACCUGAGGCACGCCUUCCUCAGCUCGUGCCACGCCUGCCGGGGCAGCGGCCAGCAGCUGGACAACAGCAUCGAGUCGGACUGCCAGAACCGCAACGCCAACAUCUCGGCCAACAGGGCCGCCGAGAGCUGCGUGAAGACCACUGUGAAAAUAGCCAAAGUAACUAUGUCUGUGUCCACCGAGACCUCCGCCGAACCUGUUUAAUCGGCUCUCGAGAGUGGCAGAAAGUUGGUACAUGUCCUAUUUCUUGUCAUUCCACAUGAAUAAAAAACUGAUUUGAGGGAAAAGAAGACAUUUUAGUUCGUCUAGAUUAUACUGGAGCAGAUAAUUUUCCAUUUGAUGACAUACUGUAAGCAUGAAAUUUGGCAGAAAUAUUCAUUUCAAUAAGAAAAAAAUGUGGUAGUCCCCCUGUUUUCUUUGCUAUUACUGCGAGAACAGUUCUGGGCAUUCCUCAAGAUGGCUGUCAAAUAUUGGUUAAUAGUAUUGCUACAUAUUCGUCUUUUGUUCAAAGAAAUGCCAAAAAAAAGAUGAUUGGUACAGUAUAUUUACUGCGUGAGUGACGGUGUACUGGUUCAGGGUUCAAUUCCCACAAAAUUUGAAUGGUUCCCUAUGGACACCACGUGAUGGGCUACUGACCAGUCCA
Molecule: messenger RNA, 4239 nt
Organism: Syngnathoides biaculeatus (alligator pipefish)
Lineage: Eukaryota; Metazoa; Chordata; Actinopteri; Syngnathiformes; Syngnathidae
Product: cannabinoid receptor type 1A
Exons: 6
Coding region: 2397-3800 (467 amino acids)
Biological process (GO): G protein-coupled receptor signaling pathway
Cellular component (GO): membrane
Molecular function (GO): cannabinoid receptor activity
Source: RefSeq, a predicted model, not a curated record